This is a messenger RNA of Chlamydomonas reinhardtii, 3259 nucleotides long. RefSeq lists its product as uncharacterized. The record is from RefSeq and is a predicted model, not a curated record. Lineage: Eukaryota; Viridiplantae; Chlorophyta; Chlorophyceae; Chlamydomonadales; Chlamydomonadaceae. Bases 801 to 1088 code for a protein of 95 amino acids. The transcript is spliced from 3 exons.
CUUGCAAACUGUCCACUAUAUCGGCUUCCACUGGAGUUACAAACUGCCUACAAAUUGUCUCUGCGUUUGUGUGGGCCCGCGCGUUGCUGCGGUCGGCUAUCCCGUGCUAUCCUAUCGCCUCGCACUCUCUCCAACAGGCGUGCCCAGUUUAUCCCCAUCGGUGCCCCUGGUCCCCUCAAGAAUCAACUUCUUCAAGGAACAGUUCCACGGGGGAGACGGGGGCGCUUGUUGACUGCUUACAAGACUACCAGGUCAUUCAGGUCGAGCAGGGAGUCAUCUCAAAGCUGGGAAGUGCUGGGAUCAAGGCACGCUUUGCCACGCUUCGCCACAUAUAACGAGGCGCGACCGUUGAAACCCCCACCCUGAAUGGUUGACAAGCUUUCAGCAGCCUUUCCUAAUUUCGUCAAAAAGGGAAAGCCAACGGGGCCGAUUGGCCGCAACUGUCAGGCGAUUUCGUGUUGUUCCCGUAAUCCCGUUAGCUCGACGUCUUCUGGCCAGAUUUUACUGUACAUAGUAACACUGUAUAGCGCCAUAUCUAAGACGUGUAUUUGAGCUGCGCAGCUGCUUGCGAUGGGGCGAGUCUCGACUGCAUCAAUGCCGACGCGGGCCGAGCAGCCCCCCCGACACUUUGCUUUGGACAUUACACUCCAUACACGAGCAUUGCUAACACAACUGCGUAUUAAAACUUGCCUAGCGCUCACUAUUACGAAUCGGCAAUUCUGCACUGACGCAACGCAAGGUACUCCUUCUUGCAAGCGCCCGAACUGAGUUGGCCUUCCACUUUGGCAUCAGGCACUGCAAUGUCUGACCUUCAUAUGAAUUCGGAGGAUGCCGAUGAUGGCAGCUUCCUCUUCCCCGGCCUCGUCCACGCGAUGGACCACAGCGCAAGGCCGUCGCCCGCAGGCUCCAUAAGCUCCAGCGGUCGCGCCAAGCGCUCGCUGCUUUACAGAUGCUGGCGCUUUGACAGCAGCAUGCAUUUCUCAGUGCGGGACCUGCUAGUGCCGGUGGACGAUGUCCCGGAGCUAGAGAUGUGCACCUCGUCGCACACGUACCUGCUGGACCGCGAGCGCAUCACCGCCGCCGCGUGAUUGCGCCAUGAACCCCCGAUCCCAACCCCAGAGUGGCCCACUGCUGGCCCUGCCUGGCACUGGCACAACCACAGCAACGCGACAUGCAACAGCGCAGGAGCAAAACCAGCAGCUCCUGUCCAAGGAGAUCGCAGGGGUCUGGUAAUGUGCGGAAUCAGGUGGUACACUAGACAGCGCAGUGGACGGGCGUGGAUGCGUCACGGGAGACAAGCACGCUCGGUACGUGCCGGCCUGUGCCGGCAAGUAACUGUAUAGGUCCAGCCUGCGACAGCGGCCGCAGCUCCUGCGAACCGAAGGCGCUGCUGGUGCCAUAAACUAGGGGUUUGGGUGUGCAUAAUGUAAUCCGCAUCCAUAAUGUGCGAGGCAUUUUGGGGGAUUGCUCGGCAUGGCUCAUGGUGUGCGUGCCUGACCGGCAUCCGACCGGCCACCCGCGCGGCGACGGCAACGGCAGCGGCAGCGGCGGCCGCCGUUUUAGCAGCUUUCAAUUGCUACACGGCUUGGCGCAGGCAUCAAGUCCGCAUUGUUGUUGCGUAUUACAUUGCAUGGCGCAGGACAUCGUUCGUUCGUGCGCGCGCGCGUGCGUGCGUGCAGGUGUGUGCAGAUGGUGGCUGCGAAUAGGGCACUCUGAUGCGGGCACAAACGCAGCCUUCAACAGUUCCCGGCUGCGCCAUUGGCUGUCUCUAGCUAAUCGUAGCUUUUACGUAGGGCUCAGGGUAUUAUUGCGCGUGGCCACUGUGGUGUUUGCGUAAACAGUUGGCUAUUGAGUGUGGGAUGAAGCGGCUGUACUGGGACACUGUUGCUUUUGUGCUGUUUCACUUGAUUAUGGCGGCUCGGUCCUGCUGCUCAUGCGUGGACCACAGGCGCCAUGGAACCAAUAACCGUGGCAGCAGUCUGGCAUUAGUCCUUGUGUGCACGGCCUGAUGUGGGUCAGGUGCCGCGUACAAUGGCUUUGGACCUGAGGCAGGCGCGGAUAUCAUAGACACCCGGUCUAGCCGGUUGACACUCCGGGAGGGUUGUGCUUAUUUAGCCUGACAUGUCCACGUGCUCACGGUGACACGCCUGAAAGGCGACAUACCGUUUACAUAAGGCAUGGCAUAUUAUGGUCGUACCGGAUGGGCGUCGCGGCAGCGCGCGGUGUUGCGGUAAGUUCUGGCAUUACCUGCACGCCACGGUACGUACCUGACCUAGGUGCCAAGCGCACGGGCUGGUGUGUAAUCAUCGUUUCAAACUUUUGUCUAGUUAGCGGUCUUUGCUGGCAGGCAUAGCACAGCACGGUAUGUGGUGCUUGACACCGGGAGUCCGGGACGUGACUGGAUGCAUGGCGGGCCGUGCCUAAACGAACCGAACCCGGCUAUGUCGUCCCGGAGAUGAGGUACACGCUUGUGGCCUCAGAUUAGGCACGUGGCGUGGGCGCAGCCCACUUUUCCCUUGCGAGCGGCGGGGAAACCACCUUUGUUGCGAAAUUUUAAACGCAUUGGGGGCACAAUAUUGAACGACACUCAUCUUGGGUGAGGGGAUUGCUUCCGUGGCGGGUCGUCAGCACGGGUAGCUGUCGGCGCCCUGAGGUUGCAAGAACUGGGCAGCACUUGCGGUUUUGGUUUGGUUGCUGACUAUAUCGUAUGCACGUGCUGGAUGGUAUUGCGAGCUGCUAGUUGCAACGCUGAAGCUAAAGGACUGUGGAGCGAGGACGGGAGGCGAAGAGCACUCUUCACACACAAGACUGGGGAGGAUGUAAUGAAUUAGGGGGGUGGGAGAAGGUACGCCGUGUCGCCAAGCAUGCUGGGCAGUGUCCCACGCUAUGGUGGCUGUGGCAAGCCCAGGAUGUUCCAGCUUUCCAGGUAACCGUACGCAUUAGACGAGUUGGGUUUGAAGUUGGGGACAGGGCAAGCAGGAGGAAGAGGAGCUUGAGACGUGAGUACUGGACAUCGCAUUACAGGAGACAUAGCGGCGACAUGUGAAACUUGCACGGCUGCAACCUGCGUCACUGCGAUGCACAGGUUUUGCCAACCUGACGCACUGGCCUACUGGGUGCAAGCGGCAGCGGGCAGAAGCGAUGAGGAGCUGCACGCACGAGGCGCAGCGGGGAGUGACAGAGGCAGUGCAUGUGCACAUGUGUGAUGGGUACGGGCCGUGGCCGCCUGCAUGAUGCGAGCAUGUAAAUGCUAGCAGUC